This is a messenger RNA of Athalia rosae (coleseed sawfly), 723 nucleotides long. RefSeq lists its product as uncharacterized. Gene Ontology annotation, biological process: hemocyte migration. The record is from RefSeq and is a predicted model, not a curated record. The transcript is spliced from 2 exons. Bases 187 to 585 code for a protein of 132 amino acids. Lineage: Eukaryota; Metazoa; Arthropoda; Insecta; Hymenoptera; Athaliidae.
AAACCGUCAAGAAGAGGGGCGUAUAAAUAAUUCUGAUCUCAGUGCGGUUUGACUAGUUUAACCAGAACUUUGUUGGAUCAGGAUCGACGCUGCCGCACGCAGCAACCCGAGUCCCGACAAACACGUAUUCUUCUCUUUUUCAAAAGUUCUCCAACUUAUCAUCCGUCCACUCACAUAGUAAUAAAAAUGAGUAAGAUCCUCACAAUGCUAGCAGUGGUCAUGAUCGGAUGCUUCAUGGAGUCGAUCUGCGUGAUUCAAGGAGUCAGAGAUAUCGGAUUUUUGAGUCACGUACAUCGCAUGAGGAGUUUUCCUUGUCGCAAGCCACAACUGCGAUCGAUUCCUGUACAAGAACUGCUGCAGCGACCAGGUUCCGAUGAACUUUUCUACCCAUCUUCGACCGUCUUGGCGAGGUGCGACAGGCACUCAGGCUGCUGCCUGGAAAAUCAAGUAUGCGCAAUCGCAGAGCAGGAGGAUGUUGAAUUAGUAUUCAUCGUUAACCAUGUGCUCGACAGACAAAGGGCGAAACACCACGAAGUGAUCACAGCUAAAAAUCAUACCAGGUGCCAUUGUGUACUUGGAAGAUAAUGUGCGACUAAUAACUUACAGUUAGAAAAUUUGUCCAACAAUUCAAUUGUAAAAUAAUUUUCAAACUGUUUUGACAAAUAAGACUGAAUUUAUACUUUUUUUAUACUUUGAUAUCAAAGAAAAUUUUCCUUAGUAUAA